This is a messenger RNA of Cavia porcellus (domestic guinea pig), 4164 nucleotides long. RefSeq names its product tripartite motif containing 34 (gene Trim34). Bases 193 to 1641 code for a protein of 482 amino acids. Gene Ontology annotation, molecular function: ubiquitin protein ligase activity; protein kinase binding; protein homodimerization activity. Gene Ontology annotation, biological process: positive regulation of autophagy; regulation of protein localization; protein polyubiquitination. Lineage: Eukaryota; Metazoa; Chordata; Mammalia; Rodentia; Caviidae. Gene Ontology annotation, cellular component: cytoplasm; nucleoplasm; cytosol. The record is from RefSeq and is a predicted model, not a curated record. The transcript has 8 exons.
CAGGCAGCCACAGAAGGAGGGAGGGACCUCGGGCAGGCCAAGCCCCUUGGAGGGUGGGUGAAUUCCACCCUGACUUCACCACUUCAACCAGGAGUGAAGAUUUGUCCACUGAGGCCUGAAGCCACCAAGAAAUCUUUUAAGUGAGAAGAACCUCACGGGGUAGGACAGGAAGAAGCCCAGGGAGCAGUUAUAAUGGCUUCCAAAACCCUGGCAAACCUAGAGAAGGAGGUGACCUGCCCCAUCUGCCUGGAGCUGCUGACAGAACCCCUGAGUCUAGGCUGUGGCCACAGCUUGUGCCAAGCCUGCGUCACUCUGCACAACGAGAAGACAGGAAAAGACAGCGGCUGUCCUGUGUGUGGAAUCAGGGACCCCCGUGGAAAUCUGUGGCCUAAUCACCACCUGGCUGACAUAGUGGAGAAACUCAGGGAGGUGAAGUUGAGCACUGGCAUUGGAAAGAAGGGAGAUUUCUGUGCCCUCCAUGGAGAGAAACUUCAACUCUUCUGUAAGGAUGAUGGAAAAGUCAUUUGCUGGCUCUGCGAGCGUUCUCAGGAGCACCGUGGUCACCAUACAUUCCUCAUGGAGGAGGUAGCCCAGGAGUGUCAGGAGAAGCUACAGGCAGCUCUCAAGAGGCUGAGGAAAGAGCAGCAGGAAGCUGAGAAAUUGAAAGCUGACAUCAGAGAAGACAAACUUUCUUGGAAGUAUCAGAUGCAGAAUGAGAAACAAAGGAUACGAGUAGAAUUUAACUGGUUUAGACACAUCCUAGAAAAUGAGGAACAGAGGGAGCUGCGAAGAUUGGAGAAAGAAGAGAAGGCGAAACUGGAUAUUUUGGCACAAGCUGAGGCUGAGCUGGUACAGCAGAGCCAGGUGGUGACAGAGCUAAUCUCAGAUCUGGAGCGCCGCAGUCUGUGGUCAGCAGUGGAGCUGCUGCAGGACAUGAGUGGAAUUAUGAAAUGGAGUGAGAUCUGGACACUAAGGAAGCCAAAAACUCCUUCCAAGAGAUUGAAGAAGAGAGGGCUUUGUGCUUCAGACCUGACAACGAUGCUGGAACUGAAUAGAGAGCUCAAAGAUAUCCAAGGCUACUGGGUGGAUUUUACACUGAAUCCAGUCAACUUAAAUUUGAAUCUUGUCCUGUCGGAAGAUCACAGACAAGUGAGACCUGUGCCAAUUUGGCCGGUUAGGUGUGAUAAUUAUGGUAUAUUAGGCUCCCAGUGUUUCUCCUCAGGAAAACAUUAUUGGGAAAUAGAUGUGUCUAGCAAGACUGCCUGGGUCCUGGGCAUAUACUGUAGAAAACCUGUAAAGUUUGCUGUUAAUCGCAGCACAAUCCUUUCAAAUCCUUUCUCUAGGUACACACCUCAGCAUGGCUACUGGGUUAUAGGCUUACAAAAGAAACUUGAGUAUUAUGCCUUCGAUGAAUCCUCUGCCUUUGACCCUAAGGUUCUGGCUCUCUCUGUGGCUCUUCCUCUCCAUCGUGUUGGGGUUUUCCUCAACUUUGAAGCAGGCACUGUCUCCUUUUUCAACAUCACAAACCAUGGGUCUCUCAUCUACAGAUUCUGUAAAUGUUACUAUUCUCGGCCUGUUUAUCCGUAUUUCAAUCCUUGGGACUGUCCAGCCCCCUUGACUUUGUGCCCUCCGAGCUCCUGAAUUUCCCCAUUCCUACAUCUACCUGUAGGACUCCUUUCUCUGUCUUCAGCUCAUCUCUGGCAUCAGAGCACAUCUGUACAUUCAGACUGCCUCUUCCCUGUGGUUUCCCUUCACUACUUGGGAAUUUUUACUCAUCCUCAAGGCACACACUGUAUCUUGCUGCAGGAAGAGAGAAGUAAAUUUACUCCACUUCAUGUUCUCAUAGACAUCAAUCCCUACCAAAGAUGGGUCUCUAUUUGUGUAAGAUCUAUAAUCUUCCAGUUCUCCAUAUUUCUUUUUAUCACUGAUCUGAGGAUAACUGACAAAAGCUGUUAGCCAGCUAUUCAUGUUAUUUUUACAGUAAUCCAUAAGAAUAACCCUCAUGAACCAUGCCACAAGAACUUAAAAUUCAUUAAACAAAUACCACUUUAUGAUACCCCAAGUUUAUCUCGGAUUGCAGGAGAGGAAAAUAAUUAUAAGCGGUAGACAUACCCAGAGUUAUGUCUGGAGUAUUUGAGUGCAAAUCCUGUCUCUUCUUUUAUAAGCUCUGUGAAAUUUUGGUCUUGGAUAAAUUCUGGGUUUCUUUUUUCUAAAAUACAAAUUGGAAUUUACACUUAAAUGCAUUGUGAGGAAGCAAAAUAUCACUAAAUGUAAAAUGUCUAUUCACUAAAUGUAAAAUGCUUAGUAUGUAAUAGUAAAUAGUUGCCUUUGUGAGUACUGAAAAUUAUAACCUCUGUUACUGUCCUACAUAUCAAUUUUGUGCCUUCACAAUAAUAAUGAUUGUGCUGAAAUUUUACUUUUCAAGUUUCAGAUUUCCCUGCUAAGCCUAUUCUGUUCAAGUUUUGGUUUAUAAAACUUUUCCUACUGAGGCUUAUACUGUUUUUAAUGCCCUUUAUGAUGCAUGUGCCAGAGAACUAUGAAGGAAUGAGUUUCCAUAGUAUGUUCCCUAAAAGGAAUCAUUUCUAGAAACAGCUGUUACAAGCCACAGUCUUCGAGUAGAUAUUUUCAGGACAUUUACUGGAUGACUAUUUUUUUUUUUUUUUUUUUUUUUUUGUCUUUUUCAUUUUUAUCGGUACCAGGGAUUGAACUCACGACUGCCUGCUUGCAAGGCAGGCGCUUAUGCUGCGGAGCUAAAUCCCCACCCCCCUGGAUGACUAUUGUUAGUUACUACUGUUAGUUACCACCUCUUGUACUUUCCUUUCUUUUCAUUAAUUUCAAACUCAGAAUGGCUACCUAGAAUUACCAGGAGAACAAAGAUACACACCGUUCUUUAAAAAUUAUGCUGUAUAAAUUAGGGAAGGUAUGCUUUAUACAUUUUUACAGAGCAAGAUUGAAUGAAAAAGAAGGUGCUUGACCUGGGAAUUACAAAUACAGGUAUACCCAAGAUAGGUAGAGUGCAAGGUUCACUACUAGGAUAACAAUCACUACUAGGAUACAGUAGAUCCCUUGGGCUAUCUUUUAAAAUUGCCAUGUCCUGUGUGUCAAUGGAAAAAUACAUGCCUGUUAUGGACUGAACAUUUGUGUAAAUUAGUUCCAUGUUGUCACAGAGUGGGACUUGAGCUAAAAAAUUCAUGUAUUAUAAUAAAGGACACCAAAGUUUUCUCUCUCCCUGACCUUUCACAAAGCAAAGGAAACACAAGCAAGAAGGAGGCUGCCAGCUGAACCCCAAGGGCAGAGCCUUCACACAACACAGGUCUUGCCGGCAUCUUAAUCUUUGGAUUUUCAGUUCCCAAAACUGUGAUUUGAUUGCCACAGUGUAAGCCACUUGAUCAAUAUUUUCUUAUAGCUGCUAAAUGCAUUACGAACUGAAUUCAGGAAGUGCUACUGAUAUCCAAACCCUCUUGGUAAAGAAACCUUGGGAUCUUCUCACCAGCAAAAGAAGCACAACCAGCUGAGCUGCUUCUGACUCAAAGCAGUUAGUAAAAGAAUGAGUGAGUCUAAAAACCAGCUAUCACUGCAUGAUAAGAUACAGAAAUGAGGACUGUGAUUGUCUUGAUUAUUGCUUGUUACUGCUUGUGUGUGCAUCAGACCUUUUUUUCUUUUUAUCUUCUUUUUUAUAUAACAAAAUCAAUUAACUUCUCAUCAUGCCAUUUAUGCAUUUUAAUACUUGCUAUCCUGCAGCAACUAAAUUACAGGAUAACAAGAGUGACUACUACCUAGACCUCGAGCUUCUUUGAAAAAUGCUUAUUGCGUCAUUGUAUGCAGAACAAUUGUGUCUCACUCCAUGGAAUUAUGGCUUUGUGAUAGUCUUUACAUGGAGAAACUGAGUCAGGAUGGAGCUUGGCCAGCAUCAACCUCAGGCACCUGGAAAACUGUACUAAAGAUCUUGUUUCUAUUUCUAUGAAGAUGUCAGCUCUCUGACAUCUGAGAAAUUUCUCCCUGACUGAGAAAUUUCUGAUCACCAUUGGUAAUGGCUCUAGGAACCAAUGACUAUUUACUGUCUAUGCACAAUUUUUUAAACUUAAUUUAAUUGCAUUGUAUUUUAAAAAUGUGAAACCAAGGAAAAUAAAACAAUAAAAUCAAUCAAAAUAAAACCAGAAUAAA